Bactrocera latifrons is the source of this 1509-nucleotide messenger RNA. It is a transcript of the gene E(spl)mdelta-HLH, whose product is annotated as enhancer of split mdelta protein. Gene Ontology annotation, cellular component: nucleus. Gene Ontology annotation, biological process: regulation of transcription by RNA polymerase II; regulation of neurogenesis; anterior/posterior pattern specification. Gene Ontology annotation, molecular function: DNA-binding transcription factor activity, RNA polymerase II-specific; RNA polymerase II cis-regulatory region sequence-specific DNA binding; protein dimerization activity. The record is from RefSeq and is a predicted model, not a curated record. The transcript has a single exon. The coding region runs from base 293 to 943 and encodes 216 amino acids. NCBI's taxonomy places the organism in Eukaryota, Metazoa, Arthropoda, Insecta, Diptera, Tephritidae.
CAAGGYUACAAAAGGAUGGCAAUACCUUGCGUUUGCAUCAUUUCUCAAACAGCUACCGUGCGGUAAAGACUUGACACAUUCAACAUAUUAUAUCGGCUACGACCAAACACACUUGGCGCUGUCGGUGUGAAAAACUUGAAAACAUAUACGAGAAAUAAUCUAAAUGUGAAAACCUGUUCGUUAGUAGUGCUGUGACAAAAACAUACAAACGUAGCGCGCAUACACUUGUUCUACAACUUUAAGACGCUUAGCGCGCACUUGCAAAUCUCCACCACAAUUACAUACAUACAACAUGGCUGUGGACGGACAACGCUUCAUGACCAAGACGCAACACUAUCGYAAGGUCACCAAACCAUUGCUGGAGCGGAAGCGACGCGCGCGCAUGAAUCUCUACUUGGACGAACUGAAGGAUCUCAUUGUGGACACAAUGGAGGCGCAAGGCGAACACAUYGCCAAACUGGAGAAGGCCGACAUUCUCGAGCUGACCGUCAACUAUUUGCGUACACAUAAACACGAAAUCGCCGCAAGCGUUGCACAGCAUCAUGCCGCCAGCGGACCAGCUGUACGCGGCAUAAAUGUGGAGAAAUUUCGCGCUGGCUAUACGCAAGCCGCUUACGAAGUGUCGCGCGUAUUUGCCACAGUACCGGGUCUGAAUGCGAAAUUCGGCACAAAACUCAUGAAACAUUUGGGUUAUCAGCUGAARGAUUUACAACAGCCAGCGCCAGCACCYAACGCUGCCGCUGGUGAAGAGGCGCUCAAUUUAGAGGUGGUGAAACGCGCGGCAUCGGCUUCACCCACCGCUGCUUUGCAUGCUGAUGAACAUAUGAGGCGCGCUUACCAACAACAACAACAACAACAACAACACCAACUACAAAUGUGCGAUAAUUUGAGGGAUUUGCAUGCAGACGAGCAACACGGUGAAUGCUUAUGGCGCCCUUGGUAGUACCGCCUGCAACAAAGCGCAACCUGCARCAUGCGGUGCUGCCGCGUAUUUUCAAAGAGCUUUCGUUUUUACACACUCACCAGCCAGUGGCUUUAAUAGUUUUAAGUGUUUGUAGUGUUUUAAAUAAUAUAAAAUAAUGUUUGAAUAAUAUCUUACACAUAGUAUAUAUAUGAAAGUGUGUAUAUGCGCACAUAUGUGUUGCAUUAGUUUAAUCAAUAUCAGCUUUAUUGUUUUAAGUACAAAUUGUCAGCCUUUUAUAGUUGUAUUAAUGUGAUUUGCCUGUGAUAGCCGCCAACUCCACUCAGUUAGCGAUUGGUCUGUUCGUAAACCGAUCUCCAGAACUCCCCACAUACUUCCAAGUAUAUUAGAAAUAGACUUAUAUAAAUAAUGUCUUACUCCUACUAUUUAUAAGUGAUUUAAAGCUUACAUUGCAUAUAUAUUUUUCUCAUUAAUUUCUAAUCUAAUUAUAAAACACUUUUAUCAGUUACCUAUAAGUAUAUAWAGUUAUGUUCAUAUAUAUAUUAUAWUAAUCUUAAUUUGCGCUUCCAAACAUCUGUAUAUUUUGC